This is a messenger RNA of Fonsecaea pedrosoi CBS 271.37, 990 nucleotides long. RefSeq lists its product as uncharacterized. NCBI's taxonomy places the organism in Eukaryota, Fungi, Ascomycota, Eurotiomycetes, Chaetothyriales, Herpotrichiellaceae. The transcript is spliced from 3 exons. The coding region runs from base 1 to 990 and encodes 329 amino acids. Gene Ontology annotation, molecular function: ferric iron binding; catechol 1,2-dioxygenase activity. Gene Ontology annotation, biological process: catechol-containing compound metabolic process. The record is from RefSeq and is a predicted model, not a curated record.
AUGGACCCCUCCCAAGUCACGAUCCCGCCAUUGAAGGACUUGACAAUCGACAACAUCACCGAGAAUGUCAACCUGAUCAACUCCGCUAACCCGGACCCGCGGUUCAGAUACAUUCUCGAACGGCUGGUGGUGCACCUACAUGACUUUGCCCGUGAGACUCGGUUGAGUACGCAGGAGUGGAUGGCGGGGAUCCAGUUCCUCACCAAGACAGGUCAAAUCUGCACCGAUGUGAGGCAGGAAUUCAUCCUCCUCUCCGAUAUCCUGGGCCUCUCCUUGCUUGUCGACAGUAUCGACCACCCCAAACCCAAAGGUUCCACAGAGGGCACCGUCCUCGGACCUUUCCACACACACGAAGCCGAAACCCUGGAGCACGGGAGUCUCAUGUCGCACGACACCAACGGCGAACCCUUGCUCGCGAUAUGCACGGUCAAAGAUGUGUCAGGGAACCCGAUCGAGGGAGUCAAGAUUGACAUCUGGGAGACAGACUCGUCAGGACACUACGACGUGCAGCACGCCGACCGAGACGGGCCGGACGGGCGAUGUAUCAUGAUCAGCGAUGCCCAGGGGCAAUUCUGGUUCAAUGCCAUCGUGCCGGUGCCGUAUCCGAUCCCGCAUGACGGACCUGUGGGCCAGCUGUUGAAGAAGUUGGGUCGACACCCCAUGCGGCCAUCGCAUAUGCACUUCAUGUUUGAGAAGGAAGGAUUUGAUCAUCUGAUAACAGCCCUGUACCUAAAAGACGACCCGUACGAAACCUCGGACGCGGUCUUUGGCGUAAAGAACUCGCUCAUCGUCGAACUCGGCAAAUGCGACGCCGAGACGGCCCAGAAAUACGGUGUCAAGGAAGGCACGGCGCUCUUGAGACACGACUUUGUGCUGGUCACGGACAAGGAGAGCGCUGACUUGCGGGCCGAGAACUCGAGGCGCGCGCUGGAGAAACUGGGCCGGCGGGUCAAGAUCGUGCAGGGUCUGCCCGUGCCGGAUGUCGAUUGA